Messenger RNA from Asterias rubens (European starfish), 6798 nucleotides. RefSeq lists its product as uncharacterized. The record is from RefSeq and is a predicted model, not a curated record. Bases 159 to 3125 code for a protein of 988 amino acids. NCBI's taxonomy places the organism in Eukaryota, Metazoa, Echinodermata, Asteroidea, Forcipulatida, Asteriidae. The transcript is spliced from 10 exons.
UCUAGAGCACUGGGAUGGCUGUUGUAGCAACGUUGACGUUCAUGGCCGUGGUUCGGAGUGGCCGAUCAUGAAAUACUGUUCCAGGUUGAAGAAACGACAUGCUGAUGUAAAAUAGCUAUGCCGUAAUAUUACCAGAAGUACAGAAUAUCUGGGCGAAAAUGAUGAUGGAAUCACCCGUUGGCCGUCUGCCCCCUCUAAGGGUCCUUCAUGAGCAACCAGCUCUGGAUCUGGACACCCCUCCGCCAUCACCAGCAACAACAAGCGAGGCCCUAACGAUCCCGAUCAUCUCAAGGAGCCCUUCUCCAACCUCCCAGUCCUCCUACUCACAGUACUCAGGUGAGGAGAUUGAACACAGCAUCAGGAACCUAUCUCAGUGUUACCAGAUUCUCAAACCAGAGCAUCAUCCCUGCCUCUGUACUCAUGGAAGGGUGUCUUCAGCAUUCACUCACAACAAGUACAGUGUUACUAUAGCAGAGUAUUACUCUACUCUACAACGGCUGAUGAUAAGUCGCUCUCGGCUGUACUUUGCACGGGAGUGUGCCACAAGGGUUUCACAGCUUGCAGAGUUUGUUCAGAGCUUGCAGGUGGUGGCACAUGAAGAGUACAACACGCUUCAGGCACUACAAACAGGCGGAGAUGUGGAGCCAUACACAAAGAUGGAGUAUCUAGCAAUCUUUUGUGAGGAUCUACGAAUCCAUAUGAACCACUGGAUGUCAAUUCAGCACAGACUUUACACUGAUAAAUACCUGCAAGCUGUGCUGCCAGAGUUGUGCCAAGACCUGUCUGCCCUGCAGCGGUCUCUGACAUAUUGGCGGGAUUGUGCAAUGUGGUGGCUGCACCAAAUUAUCGCAGUUGGGCUGAGAAUCUUUGCACACUGUAGCCCAAACACGGCCACACAAGAUAUGCUUUGGAGUAUAGUAAGAGGGAUUGAGAACUUCAAUGGGAUGCUGGAUUUAAUCAGGAGUACUUGUAAGAAUACAGAUACGACAUCGCAUGGCCGCCAUCAUCAUUUCAGUUCAGCUUCCUCGAGAUUCAACAAAUUCAUUCGACCAUUUCCAGUGAACAGAAUAUUAAGUAUAUUAUCCAAAGAGCGCUCCAAGUUAGCAAGCUUGCAGAUAAUCUUUUUCCUAAUGCGGAACCAAAGCUUUGUACAUUUAGCAAAGCUACGCCCUCUUUCAUUUGACUGGCUCACUUACCCAUGCAUUAUCAGUGCAAAGGCCUCCCGAACGCCAUCUGAUCAAUCGCCCAGUUCUGCUUUUCCCACUUCUGCCACCGUUGCUACAUUAUCAUUAAAAGACUUUAAAGCUCAGGGACUUCUGCAGGAACCAUCUCCUCAAUGUGCAAUUGAAACCCAAGAAGAGGGUUUCAUCUCCAAACUGCUUACUGCCAUCUCAUCAUCGACAGGUCUAUUACAGAAGCAUCAGCCUCUCAUGUCAGAUGGUGAGACAGCUUCUCGAAAACCCAAACUCAAGUCACCUCGCCGGAGUGGCAACAGGCACGAAACGCGGAAGUCGGUACGCUGGGGAGACUCACUCAAUGCACAUAUCCAGCAGGAGUUCUUCAGCUCCUACAUGGAGAUGAUGUGGACAUGUUGCAGGAAUGAGUUGAGGGACCUUCUGCACCGUCCUGGUCUAGGCCUGGCAGACAUUGCCCUGGAGGGCAUCAUCAGUCUUGGUCAUGUGUACCAGUGUAGUGAUGCUUUGGUUGUUGCUCUUGGGCACUUCAUUGAACAAGCUUGUGGCAAAGGUGUGUUUACGGCAGGAGCUAGCCAUAAUUUACAGAGUAUAUCCCGUCAGGUUAUUGGUGAUGUUGCCCUCAGUCAGUGCAGAUCAGGUUUAUGUGCAGCCCUUGCCUCUGCAUCAACAGACAAAUGCUUCCCAGGAAGUGCUCCCUCCUCCAUCCACCACGGGAGCAGCACUUGCCAGCUGUUCCAGGCAGCGCUGUUACCCUUGCUGAGUCUCCUGUCAGCUUCUGAACAUCAGCACACGGCGAGCAAGGUCCUUCCAAGGGGUGCAUCAAGGAAUGGAGCCACCCCAGCAAUACAGGCACCCAGUACUCAGACGCUUGUGAACACACUAUCUUUGGCAAUCCUGACUCUUGAAGCCUCAAUGAGAUGGUGCCAGAAGAAGAGCAUGCAGUUCCUGGCAUCGUGGUCUGUGGACAAGUUCCUGUUUAUCUCGCAAAGUGACCUAAAGGUGACAAUCGAUUCGUCUGUACGUAUUCUACAAGCUUGUCAAUGGCUCUGUGGGGUCGCCUCUAAGGAUGCUGAUCGCUGUGCUACUCCUACCAAGGAGUCUGAGGUCGAGAGACUGGAGGAGUUGAAACUACAGCUGGACACCAUCAACUCAAGACUUCAUUGUCUAUCCAGUGAGCUGCUUGGUUUGUUCAGUCAGUACUGUAGUCGUAUGUGUACUGAUGUCUGGCAGCAGGGAAUGCCCAUGGGCAAGAUAUGGCGCAAGAAAACAACAGACGAUCUGCCUACUGAGCACAACCCCUAUGUUCCUGCAGCUGUUAACACAAUACUGGUGCCAUUAGUAGAGGGUGUGAGUAAACUAAGAGUAUCAGCCCAGAUUGCUGUCGUGUCAGUUGCCAUAACCAACAUGUUGGAAACAUGGAUGGCACACAUACUGAGGGAAAAACCAAAGUUCAGUAUUCAUGGAGCUCAUCAACUUGGGCAAGACUUGAGCUUCGUUCGAACUUGGCUAAUGUCGGACACCAACGGUCUGGAAUUCCAAACAAGACAGAGUGUGCUAACACUCGAUGUCUUCAAGCACUUUGACGGGGCAGUGGCAUUGCUCAAACAUCAACCCAGACGGAAGGGUUUAAAUUCUCCCACAAGAGAUGACGCAAACUCAGAGUACAGUAGCAGCACAGCGCCGAGUGUUGGUUCCCACCCAGGCAGUAUGAGCAGCCUGUCAGAUACACUACCACCCGGAGCUACUACCCAGACCAUGGUCGGAGAUCCUUUAUCCCUAGGCAAUGGCAGCGACAUGGGAGAGAGUGGCUUUGACGAAGAGACAGUCAGGGUACCACACCGCAAGGAGUGGUUAAAUCUUAGGGUACAUGGCAAUCAGAAAUGGCGACCAUUACUGUUUGGGUGUCUGAAUGCUAGCCUGGAAUCCUGACGGUGGCAUUGGUGCUGCUGUCAAUAAACAGGCAUCAUACCUACUCAUAUCUCGAUCUGAUUGAUCUAGUACCCUGUCACAACGACCUGUUUAUUAAGUGCCCCCCAAGGUACUCAUAGAGCAAGUUGGAGUGUGCACCAUGGUUAACUAAAGGUUGACUAUUUUGACUCAAACCUAGGCUGGUCGACCUUUGGUUGACUACUGUGGGCGACCAUUGUGAACCAGCCUCAUGACCAUGUUUUUUACCGUGCCAUGCCGUGUCCCAUGCUAACGAGUGUAAAGCGCAGAAGCGAACCAGUGACACUAUAGCAAAAUUGCAGAAAUUGCAUACCGUGGUACCGAUGGUCGACGGCUUCCAAUCGAGUCGUUCGAGUUAGUGUGCCACUCUGACGCCACUGUACAAGUCUGUUGCUGGUCCGUAGUCGACUUACUGUGCGCACUCGGAACUUGCUCUCAGUUGAACCUUUGGUGGAUUUACGUAGCAUGUUAGUGAGUCUUUACUUCCAUAACAUUUGUAGUAUGGUUCCAGUAUCAGGGUAUGCACUGCUAUUAAUAUUAUGUAUGCCUGAACUUGCCACCAUACUAGAACGAACCGCUUUGCUGUUGAUGCUAUACCCCGCUCUUAAUAUUUAUGCAUGAGUGCGCCACAAUUCUAACCCCAAACGAAGCUGUAGGCGCAGCCACUGCAAGUGGUGGGGGACGUACGCCUAUUGCCUCAUUUUGGAUAAGACGUCAUGCAUGAAUAUUAAGAGAGGCGUAUACAAUGUACAUUGGUCUGGUAACUGACAGUAGAGAGUAUGGUAACAUGAGAAACGUACAUGUACAGAUACCUCGUGCACUGACUCUAGAUUGUACAUUUAAUAUCCGAGUUGAGAUGAUACCUUAUGAGAUCUUAAAGUCUACAUUGUUUCAACUCAUAAUAGACAUUGGGACUUAUUUACAUUAUUGUAUACAACAAAAUCCCCAGAACCUUAUUAUGUGAAAGCUCCAUUAAAGAAAGAGGCUCAAAUAAAACAUCCCUUACGUCUGGCAACUCACACCUGGUAUCUUCAUGUAACUCCUUUUCCAAAAUAGUUGACUUAAUUGGAUCAUGCACAAACCCUACUCAUCAAUAAAUUAAAUGACCCUAGUAAUUCAAUGUAAACACCCACUCAGUGAAAAGGAUGUAUACUUUACAAGUUUUUGCAGCCAAACUAAAAAGAGCAGACUGUUUGAUUUCUGUUGGUUUUGGUUGGUUGGGUAUAUAGAACAAUGGAAGAUUUUGAAAGUGUGUGCUUAUUUAGAACACUUUUCAAUCUGGAAUGACCAAGUCUGAAUCUAAGAGUAGAACCAGCAGCUUUUUUGUGGUCUUCACUGGGCAAUCUACAUAAAUUACUCACAAAUGAUAUCAUGUUGAAAUGCAUUUUUACUAUGCUGCAUUUGGGGGGGGGGGUCAAUGUUACUUGAGGUAAAAGGCUAUGGUAAUUUUUUAAACUUAAAAUGAUGUGAGGAGAUUAUAAAUAUGUGAGAGGAUCACCCAAUUUGUGCUUAAGCAGUUCUAGCAGGGCCCAGGCUUUAAGGCAAAGAUCGUAUUGCACUGCAAGUUGCAAGAUGGACGACUGGAGCUGUAUUAGAGCAUGAGCACCAUUUCAGUAAGCAAAUAUUUGUGUACAGCAUUGAUAGCAAUGCUCACUGUCUGCACUGAUAUACUGUUGCAUAAAAAGAGUUGCUUACUAAAAUGGCAUCUAGUGCAUGCUUCACAUUUCAGGCUACACGAUCUUUGCUUUAGGUUUGUUCAACCAUAGAAUUAGAACACUUGUACAGCCAGUGGAGCUUUUUAUUUAUUCAUUAUAACUUGCUGAAAAUUUCUUCAGUUUUUAACACCAAAUGCACAGCCUUUAAACAUAUUACUUUUUUAAAAUCAGUACUUAUCCAUCCAAUGCAGUUUACAGUAUGUGUUUAACGCUAGCUUAAAAUGUUCAUGUACGCCCCCACGUUAUAAGGUUACUCCAGUUUAUCUGAAAUACGUGUAUUGGUUUAUGUACUUACAAUGCAUGGAAAAAUGUGUAGUCAAAGGUUCAAGUUGUAAAAUUGGAAUGUGUAUGUGUUGAUGGGAUAUAAACAGCAAUUGUUAUGAACACCUUCAUGUAGUUUUGAACCCCCCUCCCCUCCAUCCUCCCCCUCCUUAUAAAAAAAAAAAUUAAAACAAUUAUCAAAUAAUUGUUGGUAUUCAAUUUUAUCUGGAUUGAUAACAUCCGUGGAGUUACUCAAACACAGAUUACUUACAGAUUUAAUUAGAGGAGUAUAUUUUUAUGGCUAAUUUUACCAAAUUAUAUAAUUUUUAUUUAUGUUAAACAAUUUUUUAGGGAAAAAAAAGAGUUUAUACAGUUCAUUUGCCCACAUUGUUCAGUCUGGUUAUUCAACGAUGGAAAAAACAGUGUUUGCAUUCAUAAAGAACAUACUAUGUAACAAGAUUGAAUUUCAAAUUUCUGACAUAAGCGCGUCAUUCAGUGUUCGGUUAGGAGUACUGGCCGGGAAGCAAACUCUGUCUAUUGUGACGACAAAUCUUGGUGACUUAAACAUCACACUUACUAAAAACCUGUCAUGUUUUAACUCUCCUAAAACCCAUGUAAGCAAAUGUUCUUGCUAACUUUAGCGCGAGACAAAUUUGCUUACUUUGUGUUAGUGUAUUUCAUCACAGGCUAGCAAGAAAAUAAGCCAGGGCCAGCUUGUGCAUUCACCAUGCAUUUACAUUGUGACCACAUUCAUUUUCAUACAGUAAGCACCUGAAGGUUAGCAUGCCUUUUCGUGUGCUUAUGGUUAGCAGCGCUAUGAAAUGGAAACUCGCUCAAUAAGCACAAAAUCGGCCGUUAAGCAGUUCUAUGACAUUGGGUCCUGAUCAUGUUAUUUGGCACCUCUAACUUUGAGGCGUGUAAAAUACAUUAGAUACAGGCUUUGUUCAAUGUACGUUUUACCCCUUGGGUGGUGUCGCAUAGUGCAAUUUAUGGAUGAGGUGUACACGUGAUGCGAUCAAGCAAAUUGAGUCGUUUGUGGAUCCGGGUCAUUUUUUAUUUGUGUAUACAUUUCAAAAAGAGCAUUUAUCUAUGCUUUAUUGCUGUUUAAAACCCCAGGUUGAUACCUUCUGUGGUUGAAAAGUUGUGAAAGUAGAUAGGAGAGAGUGUAACUGAGAAAAAGGAUUUUAAAAUUGAGUUGUUUAUGGAACAUCAACACAUUUUGUGUCAAUGCAGACAAAUCUUUUUUGAUGUUAUUUAUCAGGAAGGGAUAAGCCAAUAUAAAGUAAGAAAUAUUUUGGCAUUUAAAUUUACCCCUCCCCCCCACAAAUUUUUGAAAAUUUCACCCCCGCUGGCCUGUUUUGGCUUUGUUCUCCAUACUAAUAUUUUUGACAGACGACUCAUUUAGCGGGAUGGCAUUACAUAUGUUUACCAGCUACCCCAAGCAUGUACAUUACAAAAUGAAAUCAAAGCCUCAUAUGUGAGGGAUGAACUCAAGGAACCAGGCUAGGUUUUUGUAGAUAUCAAAGAGGUGGAAAGUUUUCUGUUUCCUGUUCAGGAAAUUCAUACUGUCAAAGAAAGCAAACCCAAGUAAUUGUAACAUGGCUUUGCACUUAAACUAGAAAGUAAUUAUAUAAACUUGUAGAUAUAACUGAAUGUGCAAUGUGUCAAAAAGUAUACUA